Molecule: messenger RNA, 588 nt
Organism: Canis lupus familiaris (dog)
Lineage: Eukaryota; Metazoa; Chordata; Mammalia; Carnivora; Canidae
Product: protein FAM136A-like
Exons: 1
Coding region: 1-588 (195 amino acids)
Cellular component (GO): cytoplasm
Source: RefSeq, a predicted model, not a curated record
AUGGCGGAGUUGCAGCAGCUGCAGGUGCAGGAGGUGGUGGACUCCGUGGUGAAGAGUCUGGAGAGGGAGAACAUCAGGAAGAUGCAGGGCCUCACGUUCCGGUGCAGCGCCAGCUGCUGCGAGGACAGCCAGGCGUCCAUGCAGCAGGUGCACCAGUGCAUUGAACGCUGCCAUGCGCUUCUGGCUCAAGCCCAGGCCCUGGUGACCAGUGAGCUGGAGAAGUUCCAGGACCGCCUGGCCCGGUGCACCAUGCAUUGCAAUGACAAAGCCAAAGAUUCAAUAGAUGCAGGAAGUAAAGAGCUUCAGGUGAAGAGGCAGCUGGAGAGUUGUGUGACCAAGUGUGUGGAUGACCACAUGCACCUCAUCCCAACCAUGACCAAGAAGAUGAAGGAGUCUCUCUUGUCCAUUGGGAAAAGAAGUCUUUGCAAUUGGCCAUCGGAACUGACAGCGGGAAUCUAUUUAAAAAGAAACAAGACUUUUUGUCUUUUAAGUGACGUUUAUGAAGAAAUUAAGGUUGGCAGCAAAUUUGAGGCUUGUGUCACUUGCCUCUGGACACUGGUUCCUUUACGUUUCAACCCUAGAAAGUGA